Molecule: messenger RNA, 900 nt
Organism: Cajanus cajan (pigeon pea)
Lineage: Eukaryota; Viridiplantae; Streptophyta; Magnoliopsida; Fabales; Fabaceae
Source: RefSeq, a predicted model, not a curated record
AUGGCCAAGCUACCUCAACAACUUCAAGCUAUGCAAACUAAUGCCCCUCCUAUGCAACAAGUUUUAUCGUGUGAUUUUUGUGGAGGUGACCACCCUAAUGGUUAUUGUGCCGAAUCAUCUAAUUCCCAAGGUGAAGAAGUGAAUUAUAUGGGAAAGCAAGGGCGGCAAAAUUUCUCUCAACACCCGUAUCUGCAAAAUUCAAAUCAGGGGUGGAGAAAUAACUAUGGUGGAAACAAACAAGAUAUGAAUGCUUCAUCAAGUAGCAAGCCUCCACAUCAACACCAACACCCAUCUUUAUAUGAGAGAACCACCAAGUUGGAAGACACACUGCAAAAAUUCAUGCAAUUGUCUAUGUCCAACCAAAAGAACAUUGAUGCUUCAAUUAAAAAUCUGGAGAUACAAGUGGGGCAAAUAGCAAAGCAGCUAGCAGAGCAGCAAAAAGGUUCUUUCUCAGCCAACACCGAGCAAAGCCCGAAGGGGCACUUGAAUGUAGUAUCUACAAGGAGUGGUCGGGAAUUUGUGGUGAAGGAGAGUGAGAAGAAGAAUGAGAGCGAAGAAAAAAAUGACAUGGGUGUAGAAGAUGAUGCUAGUGUUGAUGAGGAGAUCAUCUUAGAGGGCCCAAGAGUAUGGAGAAGGAGUGAAGGAAGAGCUCCUCACCAAAAAGAGGAAUACUUUGAAGAGGAGACCAUUACAUUGGAGGCGGGGUGUAGUGCUAUUAUUCAGAAGAUGUUGCCAACUAAAUCCAAGGACCCUGGUAGUUUCACUCUUCCGGUCACUAUUGGAAGUUUAGCUAUCGGGAAGGCUUUACUUGAUUUAGGGGCUAGCAUCAAUCUUAUGCCCUUAUCUAUGCUUCAGAGGAUUGGUGAUUUGGAGGUGAAGCCCACUCGCAUGACUUUGUAG